This is a messenger RNA of Saccostrea echinata, 3591 nucleotides long. RefSeq names its product membrane protein FAM174A-like. The record is from RefSeq and is a predicted model, not a curated record. NCBI's taxonomy places the organism in Eukaryota, Metazoa, Mollusca, Bivalvia, Ostreida, Ostreidae. The transcript is spliced from 2 exons. Bases 104 to 535 code for a protein of 143 amino acids.
CGUGGAAUCUUGUGAUGUGUCGAAAAAUUGUUGUUACUCAUGUCUGAGUGAUAUUUCGCCCUGGCUCGCUCCUUAAAUCAUGACAGUUUAGUGUUCAGUCAACAUGACAUCAAAAUUUGUUUACAUUUGCUUUCUCGUUGUAAUUUUGACAAUUCUUUCUUGUGACAGUGAAGAUCACGAAGGCACUGCAUCCUCAAACAACACGACAUUAAGCACCACCACACCGAAGCUGAAUACCAAUGACACAGCAAAGAAUGGAACAGAAGAAAUGGGAGGUGGUAAAGGAAUUCUUGACUUUGGGGAGAAUAAAGGGAUGUUUAUGAGAGCGUUUUAUGUGUUGAUAGGCAUCACUGCUAUUGUGGUGGUAUACUUCGGUGUAAGGGCCUGGAGAGUGAGAAGAAAGAGAAACAAGUCAAAGAAAUAUGGUUUAAUUACGGGACGAGGUGCAGACUACGAGAUGGCGCCACUUGAUGCUGAUGACGAUGAUGAUGAUGAAGAUACUACUGUGUUUGAAAUGAACAGAAGAAAAAAAUGAAUCUCUUUUAUCUGAAGUGAAAUAGGACAGAAUACAAAUAUAUGCCAUAGAGUUUUGUCCUUCACAUUUAUUUUUUGUAUGCAUUCUCAAGAAAAGAACAGAAAAGUGUGAUUGUAUCAAAAUCUGUUUGCAACUUUGCAUGAAACGCAAUCAAGGUACAUUUUAUUGUGCAAAUAGACGGGGUAACAUUUUUAAAAGUCUUUUGAUCAUGAUGCACAAAUUUGAACAACCAAUCAUUUGCAGUCCAAAUUAUAACAAAGGAUAUGUAUCACUUCUUGGAGAAUAUGUUUGAAAUUCUAGAAUGUUUAAUCCCUUUUGGUAAAAAGAAUAAUAUGUAUAAGUAAUUCAUAAUUCAAAUAAGUGAUCUGAGGAACUAAUUGUUUAUUUCUCUACAAUUUCAAGAUACUAUAUGAAUCAUCUUGGAGAUUCACUGUUUGUUUCUUGUUGUAUUAUGCAGAUUUUCAUAUUUCAUGUAACAGAUCAACAUAAAUUUGACAUGAAGGAAGCAUAAUUCAGUAUAUUGUGUUGUAUGCCUGUGAAGGAAGCAGUGAUGCUGUAUAUAUGAUGUAAUCAUUGUGUCAUUUUCUUUGAUUGAUAAUGUUAUUUAAAAAAUUCAGGUGCUGGUUAUGUUUCAGAAAUAAGAUACUCUAUUAACAGUAUAUUGUGUGACUGACUGUGUAAGAGCCCUGUGUCAAUAUGGAUGACAAUACUCUAAUGUGACAUUUUACAAGAAGGUAUUCUUUAUAUAACCCUGUCUUCACAUGUGUCUUUCUGUUUACGAAAUCCACUUCCUUUUUUGGAUGUCUGUUUUGUAUUUUGUUGUACAUUUAUAUAUAUGUACACAUAUAUCUUUAAACAAAAUAUAUGAAUUUUAAUUUUUGUGUGUUUGGGAAGUUAUGAAUUUUGUUUAGAAAAGCUUGUGUUUAUGUUAGAUUUUUUAUAUAAACAUGAUAAAAAGAAAAAAUUGUGUUGUUUUGAGGUCAUGGUUAACCCUAACCCACUUUUUAUUUUAACAAAUAUCCAAUCAGAUACGUAAGUCCCUAAUCAGAACACUAUUUGGUAUAGGUGAUGGUGCUUUAACCAAAAAUGGUUUAUUUUUAUAAAAGUUCUCAUUUUUAUGUAGAUUAGUGUUAUAUGAACAUAGGUCUGUAGUGUAAUAAAUGUAAGCAUACUUAGAAUAGAAAAUCACAAAAUUAACAUAUAAUACAUGUAAUAUCCACCAUUGUUUUUUGGUAAUGACUGAAUGUAUAUUUAAGAUUAAAUCCACUUAAAUAUUGCUUAAGUAUUUCCUCAAAUAACAAAGUAUGAUCUGACCUUGAUUUAGUCUGAGUUUUCUAUCACUUUAUAAUCAAAGUACUUUUUAUAAAAAUGACAUUUUGGAAUACCACGGAAAAGACUCAGAAAUUCCUGUAUUGUUAUGAUGUGUCAUGGAACAAGGAUUAUUCCUUGAGGUAGGCCAGUUUUUGUUAAAACAAUUAUGGUGAUUAGCUUUGCUUUUAAUGAUAUAGUAUUCCAAUUAAUAACUCAUACUAUAUGCAUGUAUAUCCAUACUUCAUGCUUUUUUACUGUAGAUAUCAUAAUAGAUCACUUUUUGCAAGUAUUUCACGUGCUGUCUUUACACCUGUCUUUGAAUUUUUUUAUGCAAUGUAUUAACAUUAAACUAUUGCUUUAUCUUCCAGUCUCAUUAUGUCUAUAUGCAGUCUGGCUAUAAACAAGUAACACCCUGGCUAUAAACAUUUAAUGGAAAGGAAAUUCAAACUGUAAUUUCCAGGAGAAAUAAUUCAAACAUUUAAGGAAUUGGCAAGAUUUUGGUUCACCUAUUCAAACAUUUAAGGAAUUGGCAAGAUUUUGGUUCACCUACCUAUAGGCUUCCCUUAGCUAUUACAUUUUGGUUGACCUUAACCUGAUUGUGAAUAGAACAACUAUACUCUUAGUGUAUCAUCUGCUGAAAUAAAUCUAAACAGAAAAAUGCAUGAGAACCUCAGCUAUCCAGAGUCAAACCAUAAUAUUUCUUUGAUGUAAAAGUUAAAGCUUCAGAACAGUAACUGGUUGAGAAAAUUUGUACAGACAAACUAGAGAGCUAGAGAUCCAAGUAUUAUUAAAAUCUUUGAUUUAUGCCGCCGCUUUUUUGUCGCUCGCUUCAGGUAUUAUUUCCUGUAUGAUAUGUGUUCCCCUUCCAAAGCAUGGUAUGCAUUAAUUAACUACAUGUAUAUAUUUUACUCAUAAUCUUGUUGCUUUAUUUACCUUUCAGUGGUUCCAAACAGCCCUUAUAUGGCCUUGGUAUGUCAGUUUUAAAAAUUUGCUGGAUAAUUCAAAGUUUUUUACAAUUCUUGGAUCUGAAGCUUUUUUGUCGGAAUUUUCUCAAUCAGAGAGCUACAGUCCUGCAGCUAUAACAUUCAGAGUUGGAAGAAUUUGCAAAUUUUCUAGAAUUAGAUGGGUUAAGAUUCUGCUACCAACCACAGGUAAUUGACAUUAAUUAUCCUAUAAAGUUUAUGUUGUAAAAUGAUGCCACUUUUCAAAGACACAAUAGAAAUGAGGGAAGAACAAUGUAAAGAGUUGUAUAUAGUAGUACUUGCUUUUUAUGGAAUGGAUUGUAUUAAGUAUAAAGAAAACACUGCAGGAAUUAAGACACAAAUGCUGUAUGAUUCAUUGUAGUGCCUUAAUUAUAGGAUAAAGAUGGAGUUUUGGGUUGUGUUUGAACUCUCUGAUUUGUGCCGAGUUUGAAUGUUUUUCUACAAUCAUUGUGAUUGUACUAUACAUACAACAGUUAUAAUUAAUUGGAUAUACUGUUUCACUUUGUCUUCAUCUAUCAAGAUGCAAUCACAUCGGACAUUAUAUAUUAUGUUUAGUAAGUUUGCCUGUUAACAUUCUGUCGUAGAAAUACAAACUUGUAUUUAGUUCAUUUAUUGAUGAUGGAGUGCAAAAUGAAUUGCCCCUAUCUAAGUCAUAGUUGUUUUCUUUCUCUUUUUUUUUUUUUCAUUAAUUAUCAAAUGAUAAAUCACCAUAUUCCAUCAUGUGAUUAAUAAAUAUGUAAAAUAAAUUUUUAAAAAAACUCA